AUGCUCUCGACAAGCGAUCCUACCUCUUCCGCUGAGGGUGCUGAGCCAGGGGAGCUUGGCAACAGGAGUGCCACGAUCGUCCGGGACGUUAUGUGUGCGGUGGCGCCUGGUCAAGCAGCGCGAGGCUGUGGAACUGCUCAACGGGAUCAGAAUGCGUCACAAGAUAUGGUCCAUCAAGUACGGCAAUUGAGUACAGGGAAGUUAGCUCCCAUGAGUCUGAAGGUGAUUAUGGUGGACUAUGGUGACGGAGGAUGUGGUUUGAAAGCAGUGAAGUGGUACUCUGUUCAGCCGUGUAUGCCAUUCGCAGGCAUUUGCGUUACACCUAUAGGUAAGCUAACGCUGGUGUUAAAAUUCAACUGGUCGCGUUUACGAUCGGGUAAAGUUUGUGUUAGUUGCUUCAGCUAA
Volvox carteri f. nagariensis is the source of this 405-nucleotide messenger RNA. RefSeq lists its product as uncharacterized. Lineage: Eukaryota; Viridiplantae; Chlorophyta; Chlorophyceae; Chlamydomonadales; Volvocaceae. The transcript has 3 exons. Bases 1 to 405 code for a protein of 134 amino acids. The record is from RefSeq and is a predicted model, not a curated record.